AUGCAGCGAAACGCCAGCGUGGUUGCCGACGGUGGCGAUCCGUCACGAGCACGACGCAGCUGGUUUGCCUCCGGCGGCGAACAAACGUCAAUCCACCCUCUCCGCGCCGUUGCCGCUCCGCCUGCCCCAUGCGAGAACCGGCGAGCGUUUCCCACCAUUUCGCCUCCCGCUAGCCUCCUCAAUCCCUCCUCUGUUCCCGGCGCUGGCCCCACCCGCAGCACGAAUUGCUCCCAGACCGCCGUGAGUGAACGAGGAGGGAGCGACGCCGCCGACCACCACCACCACCGCCUUCGCUUCCACGACACCUCCACGGCCGUCGUCCUGGAGCUCUCCGACUACGGCGAGAUACAAGCGAGCAAGGACGCCCAAGAGCGCGACAGGAAACGACGGGAGAAGCGGGAGAGCAAGCGCCGCUGGCUCGAGGCCCAGGACGAGAUGAAGUUUUCCCACAGCAUCCAGUUCAACGCCGUUCCGGACUGGAGCAGCCACUACAUCGCCUACAGCAACCUCAAGAAGCUCAUCUACCAGCUCGAGAAGACAGCACACGACAGCCGAGCGGGCGACACCGAAUCGAGACCCCUCGUCGCCGCCGACGACGCCGAAAAGGUCUUCUCCAGGGCCCUCGGCGUCGAGCUCGACAAGAUAUGCUCCUUCUACGUCACAAAGGAGGGCGAGCUCCUCGACGAGGUCCAGCAGCUGCUCCACGACGUCGGCGACUGCCACGCCGCCGAUCCGCCGCCUGCCCUGCACCGCGUCUCGUCCGAAGGCCAACGCGGCCAUCCUCGGAGCCAUGGACGGCCUGCGAGCUCCACCGUCGCCGCCUCCGACGACGACGAGGAUGACGUCGAGGACAGUGCCAGCGACGACGAGACCACCGGCCUCAACAAGCCAAAGGGUGCCAACGCCGCCCGCAGGAGGGCGGCGGCCCACCUUCUGGAGCCGCCGGGCCUCGCGCCGGAGCAUGGCCGGGCCUCGCGCCGCCACAGCAUCACCUUUGACGACUUUGGCGAAAACUCCCUCUUCGCCGACAAUCUCUAUUCCUCGGUCAUCAUGCUCAAGAAGCGCAUCAUCAGCCUUUACGUCCAGCUCUGCGAGCUCAAGUCGUACGCCCAGCUGAACCGCACCGGCUUCACAAAGGUGCUCAAGAAGUUUGACAAGAUCCUCGACAAGGAGCUCAAGGCGGCCUACAUUCGCGCCCACGUCGACCCGGCGUACCCCUUCAAGGACGAGACCAAAAAGGUCAUCGAGGAGAGCAUCGCCAAGAUGGAGGCCGCCUACGCCGCCGUCGUCACCGCCGGCGACGCCGACCUGGCCAAGCGGGACCUGCGAUCCCACCUGCGCGAGCACGUCGUCUGGGAGCGCAACACCGUCUGGAGGGACCUCAUCGGCAUCGAGCGUCGGGGCGAGGCCGCUCGCCUCGGCCAGUCCCUGCUCGGCCAGGACCCGAACGCGGCCCCCAAGCGGCUGCAGGGCGACGACGACAAGGCCGUCGCCGCGAGCCAGAUCCGCACGCCCCUGGGCCGCCUCUCGCUGCCCGCCUGGCUCAUGAACGGCUCCAUGCUGACGCUCCUCGCCUCCAUCGCCGUCUUCCUCGCCCUCCUCGCCCUCCCCAUCAUGAAAAAGGCCGAGCAGCAGAACUGCCUGGCCAUGCUCGUCUUCGUGAGCCUGCUCUGGGCGACCGAGACCAUACCUCUGUUCGUCACGUCGCUGCUCAUCCCCUUCCUCUCCGUCAUCCUGCGCGUCGUCUGCGACGAGGCCGAGGGCAAGCACCACAAGAGGCUCAGCGCGAAGCGCGCGACCGAGGCCAUCUUCGCCGCCAUGUGGACGCCCGUCAUCAUGCUGCUCCUCGGCGGCUUCACCCUGGCCGCCGCCCUGUCCAAGUGCACCAUCGACAAGCGGCUCGCGACGCUCAUCCUGAGCAAGGCCGGCACCCAGCCCAAGACGGUGCUCAUCGCCAACAUGUUCGUCGCCGCCUUCGCCUCGAUGCUCAUCAGCAACGUCGCCGCCCCCGUCCUCUGCUACUCCAUCAUCGAGCCCAUGCUGCGGACGCUGCCGUCCGACUCGGACAUGUCCAAGGCCGUCAUCAUCGGCAUCGCCCUCGCCUCCAACGUCGGAGGCAUGCUGUCGCCCAUCGCGUCGCCCCAGAACGUCGUGGCCAUGGGCAUCAUGGACCCCGCGCCCACCUGGCUGCAGUGGUUCUUCAUCGUCAUCCCCGUCGGCGCCACCUCGCUCGUCCUCAUCUGGCUCCUCCUGCUCGUGAGCUUCCGGCCCGGCCGCGGCACCAGCAUCUCGCCCAUCCGGCCGUUGAAGGAGCGCUUCACCGGCGUCCAGUGGUUCGUCACCGUCGUCACCAUCACCACCAUCGCCCUGUGGUGCGGGAGCCACAAGCUCGAGGGCGUCUUCGGCGACAUGGGCGUCAUCGCCGUCAUGCCCAUCGUCCUCUUCUUCGGCAUCGGCAUCCUCACCAAGGAGGACUUCAACAACUUCCCCUGGACCAUCAUCAUCCUCGCCGCCGGCGGCCUGUCCCUCGGCAAGGCCGUCCGCUCCUCGGGGCUCCUGCACACCGUCGCCGGGCUCGUGUCCGAGGGCGUCGAGGGCAUGAGCCUCUACGGCAUCCUCGUCGUCUUCUCCACCCUCAUCCUCGUCAUCGCCACCUUCAUCAGCCACACGGUCGCCGCCCUCAUCUUCCUGCCGCUCGUCUACGACGUCGGCGUCGCCAUGGACCAGCCGCGUCCGAACCUCCUCGUCAUGGGGGGCGUGCUGAUGUGCAGCGCCGCCAUGGGGCUGCCCACGAGCGGAUUCCCCAACAUGACCGCCAUCAUGAAGGAGGAUGCCGCCGGCCGGAGAUAUCUUCGCGUGAAUCACUUCAUCAGCCGAGGCGUGCCGAGCAGCUUGAUAACCCUCGUCGUCACCAUCACGCUGGGGUAUGGCAUCAUGCAACUGGCAGGCUUGGACUGA
Messenger RNA from Drechmeria coniospora, 2958 nucleotides. RefSeq names its product putative PHO87 protein. NCBI's taxonomy places the organism in Eukaryota, Fungi, Ascomycota, Sordariomycetes, Hypocreales, Ophiocordycipitaceae. Gene Ontology annotation, biological process: polyphosphate metabolic process; phosphate ion transport; monoatomic anion transmembrane transport. The transcript has 5 exons. The coding region runs from base 1 to 2958 and encodes 985 amino acids. Gene Ontology annotation, molecular function: phosphate transmembrane transporter activity. Gene Ontology annotation, cellular component: membrane. The record is from RefSeq and is a predicted model, not a curated record.